Molecule: messenger RNA, 480 nt
Organism: Drepanopeziza brunnea f. sp. 'multigermtubi' MB_m1
Lineage: Eukaryota; Fungi; Ascomycota; Leotiomycetes; Helotiales; Drepanopezizaceae
Source: RefSeq, a predicted model, not a curated record
AUGGCACACCAAGACAAGUCGAAUCGUCAAAGUGAGGAGCAAAACGAGAAAGUUCUCGAAACGCCAGUGAGUAGCCAUCGUUGCUUGAGAAAGAGAAUGGCAGAGAAGUUGACGCGAUAUACCAGACCAGGGCAGGAGGGAUGGACAUCUUUGGACAUCUUUGAAAGGACGACGUCGGGGACACGCAGCCCAGCAGGCCAGAUGCCCAGCAUCGAGGCCGUGAUGGGAAUGCCUCCUCGUGCCCAUAGAGGACCAGUUGCUGGUGUCCUAGUGAGAUGUACCAUGAGUUUGCACCCACACUCCCACACUUGGGGGACAAGACAAGACUCUGUGAUGGCGGCGACGCGGAAGGAGGAGGGGAAGAGACAUAGGAUCUUCACAAUGCCUUCCGAGGAUCAGUGCUAUCUCACGGGCCAUGUUGCGGUCUGCCCGUCGUCCCUAACCAUGUCCCCCAUGUCCCUAGUCCACAGAGCUCUGUAG